Molecule: messenger RNA, 1607 nt
Organism: Moneuplotes crassus
Lineage: Eukaryota; Ciliophora; Spirotrichea; Euplotida; Euplotidae
Source: the annotation of a GenBank genome assembly
AUGAAAAGUCACAAAUUUUCUGAGGUUUGUCUCUUUGUUAACUCUGUAGAAGAUCUCAUUCCUUGAAAAUUUCUCUACAAAUUCUCAGUGCAAGGAGCAACGGAUCAAGAAAUAACAAGUUUGACUAUAUGUGCCCCUACAAUUUUGAUGUUUCACUGUCCAAGAAUAAUUUGCAAUUUAAGUAAAAAUCUAAAGAAGGUUGAUAAACUGCAGAAAAAGGAUUUUGAUAAGAAAUCCAAAGUAGUGCGGAUAACCCCCAUGAAUAGCUACAAUAAUCGUAUCCCAGGAGUGAUGAGCAAGCACGAAAGCGGAGGACUCAAGAAGUUGAAGUAACACUAUUAAAUUAAAAUCAAAACAUUUUAAGGAUUUCCCUUCAGCCAAGGAUAAAAUUACUGACAAAAAGAAAGAUUUUAAAACCGCCAAAUCAUUCAAUGCACUUGAUUUGAUUGAUAAGUGAGUUAAGAAAGACAUCCAGCUCAAAACUGUGAAUUCUAACAAUACCAAGGACAGAUCAUUAUCUCAGAAACUAGGAGUAAAGAUUCCAAUUUAUAAGCUCUCUGAGCCUAAGAGUCAUUCAAUAUUUCAUUCAAUGCAAGAUUAUUCUCAAUACCAGACUCGCCCAAUGAAUUCCCGAAAGAAUCCAAAGAGAUAUAGCGAUGUGCUAAAAUAAGCCAAAGUGUAGAUAUAUAUACUCUAAUGAACCAAUAUAGUUAAUCCAUCUAACUCAAAGCCAUCUCUUAAGUGCAUCAGAGCAUUAGAAACUUCCAAGGCUCAGAAGGAAAAUCCUAAUUGAGCGAAGGAAAUAAGUCAGAUCCAGAUGUCUCCAUUUAUCUUGCCAAUGUCUCCUGUACCUGUCACUGGGGUCACCAGAAGUAUGAAAAUAUAGUGAUGAAGAACUCUAAAAUUAAUCGAUUUAUGUCUGUUUCAUCCAAUAAAUAUUCAAGUCAAUAUUCAUAUAAGUUGAAGGAGGAGAUCAAGAGGUCUAUUCAGAGAAAUGAACAGAAGGAAGACCAUAACAAAGACACCUUGAAAAUUAAUACAGACUUGAGAGAGAGUGAAUCAAAAUCCUCCUUCGUCCCUUAUAGUAAAGAUGAUUCCCUCAAUGAAAAAUUGAUACAUCGUUCUCGUCCUUGUAACAUUAAGCAAAGUGUUGGUAAUGAUCUAAAGGAAGAAGUUAAGAAUGAUGCCUGAAAUUUUAAUGCUUUAAAAUCUAAUACCAGUGACAGUAAAAUUGAAGUUGUUUUACCUCAAAUCGGCAUAGCAUCUUCCAGGUUUACUCAAGCUUACAACAACAAAACUCAGCCCUUAAAAGUACACUCCGGGUCCAAAAUCAACUUUAAAACUCACAAAAUCAAAAAUAGCACAAAAUCCAAAAACUACCAAUCUUCUUCCUCCCAAUCCCCUCUAAUCUCCCUUAAUUCCAACCUAUUCAACAUCCAAAAACCUACAAAGCAUCUAAAACAUCCUAUUCAAUCCAAAAACGACUGUAAACGUAUUUACAACGACCAGGUGAAUAUUUCUCAUAACGAAGAGCCAAUAGAAGGAUGGGCUGUAGAAGAAACUGAUUUUCCAACAGACUUCCUUUAGUCUCUCAAUUUUGCCAUUUU